Messenger RNA from Vitrella brassicaformis, 570 nucleotides. NCBI's taxonomy places the organism in Eukaryota, Vitrellaceae. The record is from the annotation of a GenBank genome assembly.
CUCUGAUCUCUCGUCACAGUCAGUCAUCACGCGCAUCGCACGUGCCCACAGGCCACCAGAGGCAAUCACUUCUUGAUCUCUCUGUGCAGCGUGUGUUUCUUCAUGAACUUGUUGUACUUCAUCAGCUCCAGCCUGUCGGGCGUGUUGCGCUUGUUCUUCUCCAUGGUGUAACGAGAAGGGGGCACCCCCGCCUGCUUGGCCUCUGGAAUACACACAUCAUCACACCCAGCACACCACACCACGCCACGCCAUAUGAGAUCUCAUCUCAUCUCAUCUCUCAGUUCGCACCGUCCUCACACGGCCACCCACCAGUGCAUUCAAUCGUGAUGUACACUCUCGCGCCUUUCUUCUUCAUGGCGAGGUCCAUUCUUCGCUGCUGCUGGUGAUGGUGGUGGUGCUGCUGCUGCAGAUGGGGAUCUGCCCGCCUGACACGUGCCGUGAAGCUGCUGCUGCCGCUGCCGACAGAGAGGGGGGGUUGGAAAGCUGAUGUUGACGCAUCGCUGGCAGAUGCGGCCACAGCCAGUGAUGAUAAAGCACACAGAAUGGACGGCACCUUCAUCUCCUCGCUCC